Boeremia exigua is the source of this 1783-nucleotide messenger RNA. Its product is annotated as chaperonin 10-like protein. Gene Ontology annotation, molecular function: oxidoreductase activity, acting on NAD(P)H. The transcript has a single exon. Bases 499 to 1587 code for a protein of 362 amino acids. NCBI's taxonomy places the organism in Eukaryota, Fungi, Ascomycota, Dothideomycetes, Pleosporales, Didymellaceae. The record is from RefSeq and is a predicted model, not a curated record.
GUUAUUCCAAUGAUCGGGAGGAUCAGUGGCUCGAAAAUACACCUGAAAGUCUUGUCUGAAAGGCAAAGCUAGUGAUUGCUUGGGUAUAGGUAGGUGCUAUGAUAAGGGUCUCGAGCGGCCGGCCCCACUUUUAGGUCGCUAGUGUCCCAAUCGGGGAGAAACAUACACCUUCGGGGUGACUGUUGCUCCGUCUCCAGCCUAAUGUAUCUGGCAUCCUGUAGGUGAGUGCUUGUAGAAACCCAGUUCUGUUUACCUAGGUAGGAAUCAAGGAACUCAGUCGCGCAAAGACUCAGGGAGGCGGCGGACAAAUAUCUCGCAUGUUCACUAAUCUUUCGGUUCCGACAUCAUGGACGAAUUCCAAAGCCAGACCGAGAACGUAUCGAUGACACACCUUGGUUGUCGCAUGCUUUUUGCUCGCUGCCAGACCUGAGAGCAACAAUCGCUAUUUGACCUCUUGCGAGUAAAGCCCAACUCUCGUCUUCAUCAAGUCUACGCAUCAUGAAAGCACUCAUCACUACGAACAGUCUUUACUCCAGAGUCGCGAGCCUGACUCUCGGGAAAAACCUUACCGCGACCAGGGCCCAAUGGAAAGAGAUCUCAGUACCCGAGAUCUCAGAUAACGAGAUUCUUGUGAAAGUACACGCCGUGGCAUUGAACGCGACCGACUAUAAGCAUAUCGACGCUAUCUCUCCUCCCAACUGCAUUGUCGGCUGCGACUAUGCUGGCGAGGUUUCUAAAGUGGGAAAAGGUGUAGCCACGCUCUGGAAAGUCGGAGACAGAGUAGCUGGUGCCGUCCAUGGAGGCCUGUACGCGGAUCGAGGCUCAUUCGCCGAGUUUCUAAAGAUCGAUGGUGAUCUUGCCUGGAAGGUUCCCGACACGAUCAAUAACGCUGCUGCAACUACAUACGGUGUAUCGGCUGUUACGGCAGUGCUGGCUCUAUGUGGUCGUCUCGGCUUUCCUCACAUCGAGACACUGCUGGAGCCAAAUGAUAAGGACAAGAAGGAGGCUCAAACCAUUUUCGUGUAUGCCGGUUCAACUUCCGCUGGUCUCUCGACUAUCCAGCUGGCUAAAGCCUUUGGAUGCAAAGUUGUCGCAACGGCUUCGCCGCAUUCUUUCGACCUGGUUAAGAGCUAUGGUGCAGACGCUGUCUUCAACUACCGAGAUGCGAAUGUUGGUGCUGAGAUUUCAAACCUCUUCCCUAACAUCAAGAUCGCAGUCGAUUGUUUCUCGGAGGGCAAGUCAACAAAGAUCUGUGAUACUGUCAUUGGAAAGAAUGGUGGCCAAGUAAUAACUCUACUGCCCUCCUCGAAAUCGACCACACCGGCAAUCAAGCACGAGCUCAUCAUGGCAUAUACUUUAUUUGGCCACGAAUUCCAGUGGCUGCCGCCUAUUGGACCGAAGUUCCCCGCAAAGCCGUCUGAUCGUGAUUUACUGGUCCGGUUCUAUGCAGCCUUGCCACGACUAACGAAUCUAUUAAAGCCUCUUCCUAUCACGCGAGAGAUUGGCGGUAUUGAUGCUAUACUUCCUGGGUUGCAAAAGUUGCGCGAACAAAAGGUGUCCGGGAGCAAGUUGGUGAUUGAGUUAUAGCUGUGCUUUCGAGUAAUCAUGGGCGACGCGGACCCAGUAUCAAAUUUCCUUUCCACCUACCUUGACAUAUAAUGUUCCUUUCCUCCGCACAUUGUGUUCUACAAUGGCCCAAUAACUCCGAAUCGAUCCUUUUGUUGACGUACACUAAACCCAUUACAUAAUCAAGGCAUGCAAUCGUGGAUCCUUACUGAUGAGC